GCUCCUGGGCGGGCGGUUAGUUCCGAGCGGUGCUGGCGCGCGGGGCUCCCCGGAUUGAGCGCCGCGCCCGCCUCGGCAGGCUAUGAGCGGCGCCGGGGACGAGGCCCCGCGGGCCAGCGCGGCCCAAACCAGGGAGCGCGCGGCGCCCGAGGGCGCUGGCGGCGUGCUGAGCGUGGACGUCCCGGGGCUCCUGGCGCAGCUGGCACGCAGCUUUGCACUGCUGCUCCCUGUGUACGCUCUCGGCUACCUAGGGUUGAGUUUCAGCUGGGUGCUCCUAGCGCUCGGGCUUCUCGCCUGGUGCCGUCGCAGCCGCGGCCUCAAGGCCAGCCGCCUGUGCCGUGCCCUGGCGUUGCUGGAGGAUGAGGAGCGCGCAGUGCGCCUGGGGGUGCACGCCUGCGACCUGCCGGCGUGGGUUCAUUUUCCAGACACUGAAAGAGCAGAAUGGCUAAAUAAGACUGUAAAGCACAUGUGGCCUUUUAUUUGCCAAUUCAUAGAGAAGCUGUUUCGAGAAACCAUAGAGCCAGCUGUGCGGGGAGCAAACACACAUCUAAGCACCUUCAGCUUCACAAAAGUGGAUAUGGGCCAGCAGCCCCUUAGGGUCAACGGUGUUAAGGUAUAUACCGAAAAUGUAGACAAAAGACAAAUUAUUCUGGACCUUCAGGUUAGUUUUGUAGGAAAUUGUGAGAUCGAUUUAGAGAUCAAACGUUAUUUUUGUAGAGCUGGCGUGAAAAGUAUACAGAUCCAUGGGACAAUGCGGGUGAUCCUGGAGCCCUUGAUUGGAGACAUGCCUUUAGUUGGAGCUUUGUCCAUCUUCUUCCUUAGGAAACCACUUUUAGAGAUUAACUGGACGGGACUGACCAAUCUUCUGGACAUCCCUGGAUUGAAUGGCUUAUCCGAUACUAUCAUUUUGGAUAUAAUAUCAAACUACCUGGUGCUUCCCAAUCGAAUCACUGUUCCUCUUGUCAGUGAAGUUCAGAUAGCUCAGUUGCGGUUUCCUAUACCAAAGGGUGUUCUGAGGAUACAUUUCAUUGAAGCUCAGGAUCUUCAGGGUAAAGAUACUUUUCUCAAGGGGCUGGUCAAGGGAAAGUCAGACCCCUAUGGAAUUAUCCGUGUCGGCAACCAGAUCUUCCAAAGUAAGGUUAUCAAGGAGAACCUCAACCCAAAGUGGAACGAAGUGUAUGAGGCUUUAGUCUAUGAGCACCCUGGACAAGAAUUGGAAAUUGAACUUUUUGAUGAAGAUCCAGACAAAGAUGACUUCUUAGGAAGUCUUAUGAUUGAUCUCACUGAAGUUGAAAAGGAGCGCCUGUUAGAUGAAUGGUUCAGUCUAGAUGAGGUUUCCAGAGGAAAGCUACACCUGAAGCUUGAGUGGCUCUCCCUGCUGCCGGAUGCCUCCCACCUCGACAAGGUGCUGACAGACAUCAGAGCUGACAAAAAUCAAGCCAAUGAUGGUCUUUCUUCUGCUCUGCUGAUCUUGUACCUGGAUUCAGCAAGAAAUCUCCCGAGUAUCUACGAGGGAAACUUUGGGUGUGGCUACUUAAAAGAGAGGCGAGCGUCUGGACUAGUGUUUUGUGAAAAUACUACCUCAGUCUAUAGAGCACUAUUUUUAGGGAAGAAAACAAACAGCAACCCAAAUCCGCUUGUCCAAAUGUCGGUUGGUCACCAGGCUCAGGAGAGUAAGAUUCGCUAUAAAACCAAUGAACCCGUGUGGGAAGAAAACUUCACCUUCUUCAUUCACAAUCCCAAGCGACAGGACCUUGAGGUUGAGGUCAAAGAUGAGCAGCACCAGUGCAGUCUAGGAACCCUGAGGAUCCCGCUCAGUCAGCUACUGGCGAGUGAGGACAUGACUGUGAACCAGCGCUUCCACCUCAGCAACUCAGGGCCCAACAGCACCUUGAAGAUGAAGAUCGCCCUCCGGGUGCUCCAUCUCCAAAAGCAAGAAAGGCCUGCAGACCACCAACAUUCAGCUCAAGUAAAGCGACCCUCCAUUUCCAAAGAUGGGAGGAAAAUGCUUGUCAAGUCUCAAGUGUCUGCAUCUUCAGCCGCCAGUAGCAGCAGCACAGCUCCCUCCACACCUGUCAUUGGAGCUGCAGAUAAGCCUGGUACAGAAGAAAAGGCCCAGCCCCCUGAGGCCAGCCCUCCAGCCCAGCGUGACCUGGGCAGAAGCACCUCCAGCCUCCUGGCCUCGCCAACCCAUGCCUCCAUCAAAGAACCCACACCUAGCAUUGCUUCAGAUAUAUCUCUGCCUAUUGCUACCCAGGAGCUGCGACAAAGACUGCGACAGCUCGAGAAUGGCACGAUGCUCGGGCAGUCCCCACUGGGGCAGGUCCAGCUCACCAUCCGGCACAGCUCGCAGAGAAACAAGCUCAUCGUGGUGGUGCACUCCUGCAGAAAUCUCAUCGCUUUCUCAGAAGACGGUUCUGAUCCAUAUGUCCGCAUGUAUUUAUUACCAGACAAGAGGAGGUCAGGAAGGAGGAAAACUCACGUGUCAAAGAAGACAUUAAACCCUGUGUUCGACCAGAGCUUUGAUUUCAACGUAUCACUCCCUGAGGUGCAGAGGAGAACGCUGGAUGUAGCUGUGAAGAACAGUGGCGGCUUCCUGUCCAAAGAUAAAGGGCUUCUUGGCAAAGUGCUGGUGGCUCUGGCAUCUGAAGAGCUCGCCAAGGGCUGGACCCAGUGGUAUGAUCUCACGGAGGAUGGGACGAGACCCCAAGUGGUGACGUAGCCAUGCUGGAUGUGAAGUGCCCUCCUCAGUGACCACCCUACCCACCUCCACUCGCAGAUGUACCAAUGUUAUUUUUAUAAUUUUGUGUAUUUAGCUAUAUAUAUAUAAAAUAUAUACCUUAAUUUUAUAAAAACUCUUGGCAUUUUAGGCAAAUUUGGCCAAUAUUAUUGUUGGCUUCUUAUGUUGGAUUUCCUCCAGGCUUGGCCAGCUUCUGUGUGUGCAGCACCGUGUGGUCAGCUGUGCCCAUUGGGAAGCCUAUGUCUGGACUCUGCAUUGCUGCCUUGUUUGUACAGCACUGUGGUACACCGUGCCAUGUAAAUAGACUAUUUUUUUAAUAAUCUUUACAUGCUAAUUUGGACUCAGAAGAAAGUGGAUCAAAGAAAUACAUAUUUUCUUCUUAAACUUAAUUGAAUUCUUACGGCAAAUACUCAUUUUCGUCUUUACAGCAAAACAUUCUCAGUGACCUAUUUUGUGAUGUUUCUUUUUAAAAGGAAAAAGUAGAAAGAUCAGUAGACAUUAGUAUAUUUCUGCCUAUUAGGAAAAGUAUUCAAACUUAACGUUUUCAUAAAUGUAAAGGUGUAUUAUUGGGAAGUCAAGUAAAGGGCUUACGAGGAAACACGCUGUGUGACUGAGUGGUAUAAAACAUCCAGGGGAUUGUCAUGGUUCACAAGUCAUGUGUACUGAUUGGAGUUUCUUACCUAAAAAGAAGUAUCUUCAGCUUAUUUCACUGAUUGUGGUAACAGUCAGUGAAGUAGUAAGAGAGGCACCUGUGAUGCCUCCAAAGGCAGGGACAGCCCCUCCACCUUCUCAGGCAAGCAUUUGGCACAGCAGGUCCAGCCUGCUUGGUUACCAGCAUUUCCCCCGCUGCUAACAGCAAAGGUGCACGGUGUCAUUUUAGGUGGAGCAUCCUGACAUUGAGGUGACUAGGGAGAAUAUUGCACUAAAAACUGGUAGCUGUUCACUUGCCAGGUGUCAUGUCCUAUACAUAAAACCACACACUGCUGCUGUGGCAGGCCUGCUGGGACCUGGCUCUGUCCUGCUGCCUGUGGUGCCUGCUGGGCCUUCCUGUAUUGCUUCAUUUUAUGCCAUGACUGACCUUAUUAUCAGUGUAUUGUUCUACAGUUUUCAUUUUGAUGUCGUCUUUAUAGGUUAUUAAACGCAUGUGUUAUAUAUUUAAGUGUCCCCAAAACUGCGUAUGAGGUGAGGCUGUGUAGCAGUAUUAUAAGCUGUGCAUCUCUAUAAGCAAAGUAUGCACAGAAAGAGGCUUCAUUAUGCUUUUUAAGCUGCAGUAAGAGAAAGGGCUUCCUUAGCUGUGAGAACUUAUAUGACGUGUACACACAUACAGGGAAAUACAGCUUUGUAACUAAAGCUGAACAACAUUGGGUAGCUCCUGUGACCAAACAUACCAAAGUGCCUGUGGCGAGCACUGAUUGUUACUUCCACACACUCCCUCCAUCAAGCAUAUUACAUUUCAUUCAAAAUUGUUUUAUGUGCCAUGGAUUUAUUUAUAGUGAUGUCUGUAGCUUCAUAACACAUUGUACAUAGUCAUAAGGACCAGUACAAUCUCACUGUCCCCUUUUACGGACAUUUUUCUCUGAGGCCUCUCUAGAAGUCAUUUCCAGUAAGUAUACAAGAUUGUUUAUUCUGCGAGUAGUUUAUGAGUGUGCCAUGCACAUGCACAUGUGAACAUAUAUGCACAUAAAGUAUUUACCUAUGGCAUUUUAGUAGCAGAAGGAUAGUAUUUUAUCAAAUUCAGGUGUUCAUCCUAAUAGCUUUUUAUAAAUUUUUUUUUUAAAAAUAGGUAUAUUGAAAGGUUUCUCUCAAAGUCUAUAAAAAAGAACACUCAUUGAAAUUUUAUGAUGCCAAUAAUUUUUCCAAUGCCCUAAAUAUCUAGGGUUGGCACCCAGAUGGCCUGGUCUGCUCAGUGCAUACUUCAUGUAGUGCAGUACUUUAUAAGUUAAACAGUUAGGCAUGGUGGACAUAGUUCAGGAUGCAGAGCCCACAGAAAGCAGCUGAGCACAUAGUAAACUAACCUGGGGUGCAGUGAGACCAGCAGAUUGUCCCCAAGGAUCUGGGCACAAGGUUCCUACCCGCAAACGCUCAAUCCUCUCUAAAAGAGCCGGCCAGCCCUGUGUGAACUAUGUGGGGAAGACUGCAUAUUACCUUCAGGGUGUGCUCAGCAUUUCAGGGGCCUGGUGAAGAAGACGUCUUGUUUUGUCCUCAGAAUGUGGCUUUUAGUUUUAAUAAUGGCUUGUCUAGGAAAAGGGAACUUACAUUUCUACUUUGAGCCAAAACCAAUGGAGAGAAAAUUACCUUAGAUGAAUCUGAAGUGAAGCUGUUGUUGGCUUGCACAUGCGGUUUGUUUACCCUGUGCCUUACAGUCCAAAGGUGGUGGUUUUGAAUUCCAGACUGAACAGAUGCAGCCUGGGGGCUGCAUUCUGGUCUGGAUGCUAGUCCUGUCAAGAUCCUGGGCAGACGUGGACAGUGUGUGUUUGGUGUCUGUGCUGUGUGCACUGCAGUGCAAGCCGCUUGCCCACUGCAAAGCGGGGAAGCAGAGCAUUUCAGCCCCAGAAUGUUCUUUUGCUUAACUAACUUUACAUGGAAGUGCAUGUAUUUAUUCAAUAAAGAUUUUACAUUGGUUAA
This is a messenger RNA of Cavia porcellus (domestic guinea pig), 5365 nucleotides long. It is a transcript of the gene Esyt2, whose product is annotated as extended synaptotagmin 2. Gene Ontology annotation, biological process: lipid transport. Gene Ontology annotation, cellular component: endoplasmic reticulum membrane; extrinsic component of cytoplasmic side of plasma membrane. The record is from RefSeq and is a predicted model, not a curated record. Gene Ontology annotation, molecular function: phosphatidylinositol binding; calcium ion binding; calcium-dependent phospholipid binding. Lineage: Eukaryota; Metazoa; Chordata; Mammalia; Rodentia; Caviidae. The coding region runs from base 83 to 2722 and encodes 879 amino acids. The transcript has 23 exons.